Messenger RNA from Cariama cristata (Red-legged seriema), 2175 nucleotides. RefSeq names its product zinc finger C3H1 domain-containing protein-like. The record is from RefSeq and is a predicted model, not a curated record. Gene Ontology annotation, molecular function: protein binding. The annotation marks the transcript as partial. Lineage: Eukaryota; Metazoa; Chordata; Aves; Cariamiformes; Cariamidae. The transcript has 12 exons. Gene Ontology annotation, cellular component: nucleus; exosome (RNase complex).
AAUGCUUUAAAAUCAGCAAAUGAAAAGAUAGUAUCGGAACACCUUACCGUAAGUGACCGUUGCUUGGCUUGGCUGGCUUACAUACAUCUAACUGAAUUCGGCAUUCUCCCAGCCAAGUUCUAUGAUCCAGCUAAUGCCAGUCCUUCAAGGAUCAUGAACAAAGAGCCAUUUUUAAUACCAUGGCAAACAGUUCAAGAUGUGAAGACUGAUCCUGAUAUGCUGUUAGCUAUGUUUGAAGAUGCGGUCAAAGCAUGUACUGAUGAAAGCCUUGAGGCUGACAAAAGAAUAGCUAUCUGCUUUCCUCUCUACAGAAACAUGAUAACUUUGCUGAAGCUUCUUGAAAGGUGGGAGUCUGCUGCAGAACUUUGUAGGUCUUUGUUGGAGGUCUGCCCUAACAACUGUCAGCUCUUGGAGAGUUUGGCCACCUUGUAUUUGCAGAUGGAGCAGACUGACAGUGCCUACAAAGUGUGGAUUGGAGCUUUUGAGAAGAAUCCUCAGAAUGCAGAAAUUUUUUAUCACUUAUGUAAAUACCUUGUUUCACAGGAAAGGUCAAGCAGUAUUCUUCCACUGUUGCAAGAUUUUGUGGCAGCUUUCUUUGAGAACACAUGUCAGCAGCAUGGUCCCAUGGAUCUCUUAAGAUAUCUCUUGAAUUUUCCAAUGCCAAUUGAAUUUACAUCACCUUUCUAUAAAGAACAUCUUACAGAUGAUGUUGUAAACCAGCAAAUACCAUAUCUGUGGCAGAUCUACUGUUUGUGCCAGUCUCUUCACGCAAGUGUUGGUGAAGCACUGGAUGCUUAUGAAGCAGCUCUGGGGGCAGUGAUGCAGCAGGAAACUGUUCAGAACAUCUGGCUGGAUUACCUUGUUUUUAUUAAUAGCAAAGUUGUUGGAUCCAACAACAAAGUUCAAGAAUUCAAGCUUUUUACUGACCUAGUGAACAGAUGUCUGGUUACAGUCCCCACACGAUACCCAAUUCCUUUUAGUACUGCUGAUUAUUGGACCAAUUAUGAGUUUCAUAAUAAGGUAAUUCUUUUUUAUUUGAGCUGCAUUCCAAAAUCUCAGCAUUCCAAAACCUUGGAACGGUUUUGUUCUACCAUGCCUGCUAAUCCUGGACUUGCACUGAGACUGCUUCUGCGAUACUGGGAGGAGAGCAAUGUUCAAAUUCUGAAACUGCAAGCCAAGAUGUUUACAUAUAAUAUCCCAACAUGCCUGGCCAUCUGGAAAAUAGCCAUUGCUGCCGAAUGCUUUCUAAUGGGACAAAGAGAAGUCCAUCAUUUAUAUCAGAGAGCCGUUCAGAAGUUACCUCUAUGUGCAACACUGUGGAAAGAUCAACUCUUGUUUGAAGCAUCAGGAGGAGGUAAAACUGAUAACCUGAGAAAACUAGUUUCCAAGUGCCAAGAGGUUGGAGUCAGCCUAGAUGAGCUUUUAAAUUUAAACACUUACAGAACAGAAAGCAAGAAUCACUGAACGCUGGGUACGGUCAGCCAUAAGUCCUAUUAAAUGCCAAAAUCAGUUGAAUGAUUCUUCAGGCUGAUCUGUGCCUAAGAUCUGUGUAAGGCAGAUGAGUAUUGCUGAGCAUAUCGAGUCUCCAGUCUGCUUUCCUUGAACCUGGAAACAAUUAACAUGACCCUCCUCGGGAAAAACGAACUCCCUGUCUGGCCUUGCUUCUGGGCCCUGCCAGAUUCUCAUAACGUCAUCUACGUAAGUAUAGUUAAUCAAAAUGACAGACAUUAUUUUUUUAUGUUUUCUUUUUAUUUUCUGUUUUCUUUGUUUUGCUGUUCCUGAUUCACUUGACACUCUCGCUGAUGCCGGAGAGAUCUGUGUUUGGGAUUAAUUUACUGGGCUGUGUUUACAGUAAAAAGCAAGUAGUCCAUUUUGGGUUUUUCCUUUUUUUAAACCUUUUUUUGAGCCUUUUUCAUUACAGGAUUUAAAACAAAGCCAGCCGCUCUUAAGGAAAGUGUAACUGCCGUGGCCACAAGUAUGCUUCUUGCACUUGAAGGCUUUAAGAGGGUUGCUUACUGCCCUUUUCUGCAUUGGACUCACGGCAGAGACUAUUAAACUUGAAGAUUAAAGAAACUAUUGCAAAUGCCAGUGCAUCAGAACCUAAGAGUGGUCAAUUAUGUGCAAUUUUUUGUAAAGAAAUUUUAAUUUAUAAUAAAGUUUAACAGUUUAAAGAAA